CCCCACUUCAUCACUUUCCUCUCUCUCUCUCUCUCUCUCUCUCUGUGUGUAGAAAGAUGGCCAUUGUUGCAGUGAAAGCUGUAGUGCUUCUGCUAAGCUGCUUCACUCUCUCUGUGUCCGCCGAUUUGUUCGAUUUAGUGAGCUGGUCUCGGUCCACUGAGUCGAAGGAUCACCACAAUGCUCCGGCGUACCCCCCAGCCGAAGCCCCCAAGCACCCCAAGGCGCACCCGCCCCAGCACCAGCACCACCCCCGCCGCGGCCAUCUUCCAGUUCACCCGCCGGUUCACCCCCCGAGUUCUCCCCUCCCCAAGAGGAACUUUGUGGCUGUCCAAGGUGUCGUUUACUGCAAGCCCUGCAAGUACGCUGGAGUCGAAACCCUCCUUGGAGCCACUCCCCUUGCCGAAGCGACAGUGAGGCUGGAAUGCAACAACACCAAGUUCCAUCCACUGGUCCAAGAGGCCAAAACCGACAAGAACGGCUACUUCUUCAUCAUGGCGGCGAAGGGCGUCACCAACUACGGCGCUCACAAGUGCAAGGUGGCGCUGGUGUCGUCGCCGUCGGCGGCAUGCAGUAAGCCGACGGAUCUGCAUUCCGGAAAGCAAGGCGCCGUCUUGAUUCCCAAGAAGCCUCCCGUCAAAGAUGUGCCCAAGCCUCUUCCCUUCGAGCUCUUCUCUGUCGGGCCAUUCGCCUUUGAGCCCCCCACCAAAUGUCAUUGAUGAUCCUGCCCGGCAGCUGAUCACCCACAACCUAAAACUUAAAAUGAAUCCUAGCUAGGGUCUCAUGCCAUUGUCUUCAUUCUGUUGUUUCUUUCUACGUCAGGUGUGCAUCGCUUUAAUUAGCGUUUAGUGAAGAGAAGAUGGAGAGUACUGUUUGUGCCUUGGCUUGUCUGGUCUGGCUUGGGUUGGCUUGGUUGUGUAUGCAAAUGAAGGAUUGAAACAGUAAUGAAUAAUAGUUGGUCAAAUCUUUAAUAAUAAUAAUAAUAAUAAUUUGUAAUGAA
This is a messenger RNA of Diospyros lotus (date-plum), 997 nucleotides long. RefSeq names its product non-classical arabinogalactan protein 30-like. Bases 57 to 716 code for a protein of 219 amino acids. NCBI's taxonomy places the organism in Eukaryota, Viridiplantae, Streptophyta, Magnoliopsida, Ericales, Ebenaceae. The transcript has 2 exons. The record is from RefSeq and is a predicted model, not a curated record.